Messenger RNA from Dufourea novaeangliae, 1611 nucleotides. It is a transcript of the gene egh, whose product is annotated as beta-1,4-mannosyltransferase egh. Gene Ontology annotation, molecular function: beta-1,4-mannosyltransferase activity. Bases 4 to 1401 code for a protein of 465 amino acids. The transcript has 2 exons. The record is from RefSeq and is a predicted model, not a curated record. NCBI's taxonomy places the organism in Eukaryota, Metazoa, Arthropoda, Insecta, Hymenoptera, Halictidae. Gene Ontology annotation, cellular component: cytoplasm.
AUAAUGCUGAACAGUGUAACAAAACAUAUUUUACACUGUUGUCUAUUAUUUAUUAUCAUAAUUACUUUUGAAUUGAUUUCUGGUGGACUUAGUUUGAACAAUGAUAAAAAGGACCUAUUAGAUCCUUGGGUUGAAUAUGGAUUCGUUGGUGCUUUUGUUUUGUACCUGCUGCGGACUCUUACAUUUCUUUCCUUUCCUCAGGUGUUAUUUAAUUUUGUUGGGUUGACAAUUUAUAAUGCAUUUCCAGACAAAGUUGUGUUAAACGGUUCCCCAUUGCUUGCACCAUUCAUAUGUAUUAGAAUAGUGACACGUGGCGAUUAUCCACUACUAGUAAAAGCAAAUGUGAAAAGAAAUUUAAACAAAUGCAUAGAAACAGGUUUAGAAAACUUUCAAAUUGAAAUAGUGAGUGAUAAACCAAUUGGAUUACCUCCUCAUCGAAGAGUUAGAGAAGUGGUAGUUCCACUGAAUUAUCGCACAAGUAGUGGUGCAUUAUUCAAAGCACGUGCUUUACAGUAUUGUUUGGAAAAUUCAGUAAAUGAAUUGGCAGAUAAUGAUUGGAUUGUGCAUCUUGAUGAAGAAACAUUGUUAACUGAAAAUUCUGUUCGGGGAAUACUGAAUUUUGUGUUGGAUGGAAAACAUCAAUUCGGUCAAGGUCUGAUUACAUAUGCAAAUGAAGAUGUUGUCAAUUGGAUUACUACUUUAGCAGAUAGUUUUAGAGUAGCAGAUGACAUGGGAAAAUUAAGGUUACAGUUUACAAUGUUUCAUAAACCAUACUUUAGUAUGAAAGGUUCUUAUGUUGUUACUCAGAUGGGUGCAGAACGACAAGUUUCAUUCAAUAAUGGAUUAGAUGGAUCUGUUGCAGAAGAUUGCUUUUUUGCAAUGAAAGCAUUUACCCAAGGUUACACAUUUAAUUUUGUGGAUGGUGAAAUGUGGGAGAAGUCACCAUUUACAUUAUGGGACUUUGUACAACAAAGAAAAAGGUGGCUACAAGGUAUAUUGCUUGUCGUACAUUCCAAAGCUAUUCCAUUGCAUAAAAAAUUGCUUCUGAGCAUAUCUUGUUAUUCAUGGGUAACACUGCCUUUGUCUACUUCAAAUGUUGUAUUAGCUGGAAUUUAUCCUAUUAUUUGUCCACCACUUAUAGAUUUUUUAUGCGCAUUUAUUGGUGCAGUAAAUAUUUAUAUGUAUGUUUUUGGUGUAGUUAAGUCAUUUUCUUUGUACAGAUUUGGUAUUGCUCGAUUUAUAUUAUGUAUAUGUGGGGCAUUAUCAACAAUUCCUUUCAAUUUGAUUAUUGAGAAUAUUGCUGUCAUAUGGGGUUUAUUUGGGAAGAAACAUAAAUUCUAUGUUGUCAACAAAGAGUACUCUGCUGUGUCACUGGUAAGAAGUACCGCGGAAGAAAUAUAGGUCCCAUUGGUCACAGUGGAAGGGGCACGCCUCAUCUCACACGCAUUUUCGGUUCUAGCGCGACUAUUGUCCGAAGUGGUCACACACGCGCGCGCGCGCGCACACACACACACGCACACACACACACAAUCGAAGCAUAUAGCAUCGCGUAUCGGUGAGCGAGGGAACGAAGUACUCUCCUAAGGAGAGUCUCCUUGCCCCUGUGCCAUU